AUAACAACAAAAAAUACGCGCAAAAACAAUAUGGACAUAACCUCAAAAUUUCCAGCUGAUAUCGUUUAAAAAAUUUCCGCAAGAGGGCUACGGUUUCUAUGGAAAAAUGAGGUUAUGUGUUUGUGAUUUUUUGUUUGAUGGGCAAUUCUACGGAAGAAGAAGUUUAUGAGUGAAUUAGUGGAGGAAAGCAGCUAAAAUUUGUGUUUAUCAGUAUUGCAGAUUGUUCUGCAGAGUGUACUUUGUGUGAAAAUCACAGAAAGAAAAUGUAUUUCGAAGUGGUUGAUCCUGUUCAUGGGAUUUUACGAUUCCCUCCCUUUGUCCGGGACAUUGUGGACACUUUGGAGUUUCAGCGCCUCAGGAAUAUCAAGCAGUUGGGGCACACGUCGAGUGUCUAUCCAGGUGUCAAUCAUACACGCUUCGAGCACUGCCUUGGAGUGGCACAUCUUGUGCAACAUUUCAUCGGAAUACUCGAAAGGAACUCAGGGAAGUGUAUCGAUGAGUCAUUGAAAAAAUACACAAUGAUUGCUGGACUGCUUCAUGAUCUUGGGCAUGGCCCAUAUUCUCAUAUGUGGGAAAAAUUUGUCCACACCGGAAGUGAUAAGAGUUGGAAGCACGAAGAAACUUCCUGUGUCCUGGUUGGGAGGAUUUUCGAGAAGAUCCCUCUCAGUGAAUGCUCAAAGGAACACAAUCGUGGUGUUCUGCUCAUCAAGUCACUCAUUCUCGGUGACGAAAAGAUGCUGAGGAAGGAACUUCCCAAGGAAGAUAUGUUCCUUUCAGAGAUUGUCAGCAAUCCCUUCUGCGAAGUUGAUGUUGAUAAGUGGGACUACAUCAUGAGGGACUCAUUCUACUUAAAAAAUGCCAUUGAUAUUCCACACGAUUUCUUCAAAUUGUUCCAAGGAGCAAAAAUAUCCUUUGAUAAAGAAGGAGUCUCGCACAUUUCUUACCACAUCGAUGAUUUGAGCAAUAUAUUGCGACUUUUUGAGACAAGGUCCAAGCUUCAUCGUGAAGUGUAUCAGAUGCCUUUUGUUGCUCUCAUGGAGAUUCUCGUGAAGGAUAUUCUGGUGUCAGCUGAAGCCAAUGGCUUUACUUUGGAGGGAGUUAAACUCUCAGAAGCCCACCAGUAUCCGGAGAUUUUUAUCAUGCUGGAUGAUUCGAUAAUUCGGGUCAUUCAGCUGGAUGGAAGUCCAAAGUUGCGAGGUACAAAGGAGCUCAUUGCUCAGAUGCACGAGCGGAAGCUCUACCAAAGAAUAUCUCACGAAGGUGGAGAUAUCGUCAAUGGCCAUGAUAUACCUGGCUUGAUAAUUCAGAGAAUCGAUCUGCCUAAGAUACCUAAAAAUUUGCCCGUUCACAUUGACAAUGUGGGCAAUUUCUUCCAACCGUUCUUGGAGGAACGUUCAAUCCUGACCAAAACCAUUGAGUACAAAGUGGAGAAGAACUGAGAGAGGUAGGAGGAGAAAUGUAAGUUUUCCACAAUGAAGUGAAAAAAAAUCAUACAAAGAAAAAUAUGUUUAUUUUAUUUACUAAUUAUUAUUUGAGAGCGUUUAUUUUUUAUUUAUAUUAUCACGAUGUUUUUAUAAAUGUUUCACACAUAAUGACAACAAAAAAAGGAAAAAAUGUGUGUUGUAUCUAUGAGAUAAUUUAAUAAUUACCUAAAAGGACGAAGUGAGUUUUUAAUUCAAAAAACGUGAAUUAAAUAACAUGUAGAAAAUUGUUUUUUUACAAUUGUGAUUUUUUUUUAGUCUUUCUCAAGAUAAAGAAACAACAAAAAUGCGAAAAUUUUAAAAGAUAGCACAGAUUAUUCUUAUAAGAGAAAUCUAAUGAAACAAAAAACAAAUAAAAUGAAGUAUUCAGAAGAUAUUCUUUUUGUAUUUGAAAAAAAGGACAAAUAAAAUGAACUAUCGAAGAGAA
Molecule: messenger RNA, 1908 nt
Organism: Phlebotomus papatasi
Lineage: Eukaryota; Metazoa; Arthropoda; Insecta; Diptera; Psychodidae
Gene: fal
Product: deoxynucleoside triphosphate triphosphohydrolase SAMHD1 homolog
Exons: 7
Coding region: 264-1439 (391 amino acids)
Biological process (GO): dGTP catabolic process
Cellular component (GO): nucleus
Molecular function (GO): dGTPase activity
Source: RefSeq, a predicted model, not a curated record